GGGAGGAGGGAGGAGGAGGAGGAGGUUCAGGGAGGUGGCGUUGCGGCAUCCAGCGGCAGACCGUCGGCCGGGGUGACUGGGAGCCGGGUUUUUUUACUCAGCCCGGAGGCCCUUCCCGCCGCCAUCGAUGUGAGCAGGCGGCCCUCGGGAGGAGGAUUGGGAGGGCGGGCGGGGCCGUGUGUGGGUGGGGCCGGCUCGGUGUGUGUGGGGGUGAUCCUGCCUUCUUCACGCUCGGCUCCAGAGGGACGGCGCGACUUAAGAAGCGCUGCCACUCGGGAGUUAAAGGCCAACAGUACCCCCCCACCCCGGGCUCUACCCAGCCUGGCCCGACCUGGUCUGGCUCUUCCUCCGCCUCCUCCUCCCUCCCUCCGGUCCCAGCGUCUCUCCGUGAGCGGUUGGUGCUGCUGUCAGGCCGGCGCGCGCGCUCGCUCGCUCCACAUCUCAUCCCCCCCCACCCACCCUGCCGGCACGCGACGAAACCACAAGACGCAAAGCCGAAGCGCGCUCGCGCCUCCCUUAGCCCCGGAGACUCAUCUUCGCCGCCUCCUCCUCCUCCUCCUGCCCCUUAAGUAACAUCGAGACGCGAAACAGCCUUGCACCCCAGCGGAGUUGCCCACGCAAAGACAACGGCGGAGAUAUGAAGAUCAAAGAUGCCAAAAAACCAUCUUUUCCAUGGUUUGGAAUGGAUAUUGGUGGAACGCUAGUGAAACUUGCAUAUUUUGAACCUAUAGAUAUUACUGCAGAAGAAGAGCAGGAAGAGGUUGAAAGUCUGAAGAGUAUUCGCAAAUAUUUAACAUCAAAUGUGGCCUAUGGGUCUACUGGUAUUCGAGAUGUCCACCUUGAACUUAAAGACUUGAUACUCUUUGGACGAAAGGGAAAUUUGCACUUUAUCAGAUUCCCAACACAUGACUUGCCUACUUUUAUUCAAAUGGGAAGAAAUAAAAACUUUUCCACGCUACAUACGGUGCUUUGUGCCACUGGCGGUGGUGCUUAUAAAUUUGAAGAAGACUUUCGCACAAUUGGAGACCUCCAGCUGCACAAAUUGGAUGAACUUGAUUGUCUCGUCAAAGGCUUGUUAUAUAUAGAUUCUGUCAGUUUUAAUGGCCAGGCAGAAUGUUACUAUUUUGAAAAUGCAUCAGAACCUGAAAGAUGCCAAAAGAUGCCUUUUAACCUAGAUGAUCCAUACCCUUUGCUGGUUGUAAACAUUGGCUCAGGAGUCAGUAUUCUAGCAGUUCAUUCCAAAGACAACUACAAGAGAGUGACUGGAACAAGUCUAGGUGGUGGGACCUUUCUUGGUUUGUGCAGUUUACUGACCGGAUGUGAAAGUUUUGAAGAAGCUCUAGAAAUGGCAUCCAAAGGCGACAGCACACAAGCUGACAAGCUAGUCCGGGAUAUUUAUGGGGGAGACUAUGAACGAUUUGGCUUGCCAGGAUGGGCAGUGGCAUCUAGCUUUGGGAAUAUGAUCUGCAAAGAGAAACGGGAGUCUGUCAGCAAAGAAGACCUGGCUAGAGCAACCUUGGUUACUAUCACCAAUAACAUUGGAUCUAUAGCACGAAUGUGUGCUGUAAAUGAGAAAAUAAACCGAGUUGUCUUUGUUGGUAACUUUCUACGUGUGAAUACUUUAUCAAUGAAGCUUUUGGCAUAUGCACUGGAUUACUGGUCCAAAGGCCAGUUGAAAGCUUUGUUCCUUGAACAUGAGGGGUACUUUGGAGCAGUUGGUGCCCUUCUUGGAUUGCCAAAUUUCAGCUGAAGCUCAAAGCCACCACAAUACUGAAUGGUUCUCUAACUUUCUGGCAUUAUUACAUAUUGUUUUUAUAUCAACUGGAAGAGCAGAAGGGCUGCCAUCUUUCUAUAAAUGUCUUUAACUGGAGGAUAAAACUAUCUCAUUGUUGACAUCUGGGUGCUCCUAUAAAGAAGCACUUAGAAGAGGAUUUGAUACGGCAUUCUCUAAUCCAUUUCAUCAACAUUCUCCAACUUGGUGCCCCUUCGAAUUUCUCAGCUGGUAUAGUGGUUAAUUAUGCUGGUUGCAAUACACAAAUAAGGGGCAUCGAGCUGGGGAAUGUCGUAAUAGACAUUUAAUACUCAGCAUGUGUAUUAAACUCAAAAGACAUAAUCUUAACUCUCUAGACCCUUCAAUACUAACCCGGUUUUGCUUCAAAACUAUCCUUAAGCAAUUGGGUUGCAUGUAAUUACACAAGGUUUGACAUGGUCUUGUGCUCAAGAGUUCAUUUAGAUAUCCAGUCAACUCUAAAACUGAUUGUAGCCAUGAACGAAGAAAGGAUCUUUGAUGCAAAGUAUUGUGUUUCAAUGCAAGUAAGUUACAGCAUGUUGAAAUACUUAUUCAGGCAUCAGUGUUAAGUUUCCAAACAUUAAACAUAAAAACAUCAGCAACUGUUUUGUACAAUUGAUUUAAUGAAUUAAUCAAGAAUGUGUGUAUAACUACCAGUAACAGUACAAGAUGACAGUUAAAAAAAAACAAAAAACCAUCCCAUAUAUCUCAGAAUUACUGCUAUAAACAGUUCCAGCAGAUAUGACUGAAAUCAAAGCAACAGUGGUGUGGCAAAGGCUGGAAAGACAGAUCUUUAAUAAGAUGCCUUUGGUGUGACUUCCCAACUCCAAGAAAGUGAGUUGAUCUCAUGGAACCUCUAUUAAGAAUAUUAAGUUGGGACUAGGCUGUGUCCUUAAACCAUUAUGGCAGCUGUAGAGGUUGAACUGCAGAGUCAAUAGAUCCGGUGUUCAUUGCACCUUAGUAAACUGUUCCAGUGGUGCAACAGUGUGGCCUUGAGAUAAACGCCUAUACUUACUGUAUGCCACUUUGGAUACAAUGGUAAAGUUUACAAUAGUGGCAUAUUUAAUAGACUGCUGCAACAAAGCUUACCAUAAGACCUCAGCAAAACAAAAAAAAAGAAUAAUCUCAGAAAAGAAACUUUCUAUGCACAAGGAUGUAAUUAUUGUAUCCUGAAGGAAUAUGCAGUUACCCAAUCCAUGAAUUAAAAUUUUAUAGAAGGGAAUCUACCACUGACUUGAAUUCAUCUUGAGUUUUAGGUACUGCUUAUUUUACUUGAUCAAGGUGAUGUGCUAUUUUGGCACGUGAAUAUUUGAUACAGCAAUAUCUAUAUGAAAAACAACAACAUUCUUGGAAGUUUGGUUGGUUUAGGUGUUUUUUUUAAUCAUUUGUCUAUAAUUAUAUUCAAUGAUUAGUAUUAGUAAUUGGUUUGUAGUAUGUAGCAAUCACCUAAAAUAUUUUCUGUUUUUAGAACUUGGAAAUUAUCUCUUUAUAGCACAGGGCAACAUCCAGAAAUUUGUAUGUACCUCACUGGUUUGAGAAAGUCAGAAAAUACAACUUCAGUAAAAGAACUCAUCAUAGAAACAUUAUACUUGAUUAUUUUAAUCCUGGUCUAUUUUACAAAGUAUGAUUAAUUCCCAAUUCAUACUAGGAAAGUAAAAAAAUAUUGUUUUUCAUUUUGAGUUUUGAAACAAUAGAAGCAAACAGUCUGUCUGCCUUUCCUUUUGUGAAGAGACAUUUUUGGCAUUACUAAAAAUUAUUUAUCAUACAAUGUUUUUUUAAUUCAACAGGUUUACAUCCUGGUAACAUCAUAGGUUUGGAAUAAGCCCCAUAAACGAAUUCAUUGGCAAUUUUUAUCUUAGACAAUUAUAUUUUUAUUUUUGCAUUAUGUAAUUGCAUUUGUAAGAACAGUGCUUUUACAAAAAUGCCAUUGCAAUGUUACAAAAUUCUGCCAUUGUUCAUGUGAAUUCAUGCUGUUAGCAACCUCAUUUAGAACUACUGCAAAAGCUUUCUUGGUUGGGAGCGGCAGAGAUC
Molecule: messenger RNA, 3820 nt
Organism: Thamnophis elegans (Western terrestrial garter snake)
Lineage: Eukaryota; Metazoa; Chordata; Lepidosauria; Squamata; Natricidae
Product: pantothenate kinase 3
Exons: 7
Coding region: 638-1750 (370 amino acids)
Biological process (GO): coenzyme A biosynthetic process
Cellular component (GO): cytosol; nucleus
Molecular function (GO): pantothenate kinase activity; ATP binding
Source: RefSeq, a predicted model, not a curated record